Molecule: messenger RNA, 873 nt
Organism: Rhizophagus irregularis DAOM 181602=DAOM 197198
Lineage: Eukaryota; Fungi; Glomeromycota; Glomeromycetes; Glomerales; Glomeraceae
Source: RefSeq, a predicted model, not a curated record
AUGGAACUGUCGCUAAAUUGUUUUGUUCUAGGCAGCAGGAAUACUUUUACGGCUAACGUUCCCAAGAAAUAUAUCAAUGAAAGUAAUUUGACUGUAAUCGAAUAUACCGUUUCAAACUUUAAGGAGAUAAUUAAAAACCAAGUUAAACAUGCAGUUCCUGAUCCCGAAGAUCCAAACAGUAUGGAACUUUGGCUAGUUGAUAUCGACGAUGGAAGUCUUAAAAAUAUUUCUACCGAAAAAGACAUUGAAAACAAAUUUAACGGCAAGAGGAUGAAAUUCCCCGUCACUGAUACUCCAAAUAAAAGAAUAAAACUUGAAGAUAUUGGAAUAGGACUUAUACAAGAUAAGACAACCGAAUAUUUACAAGAACUCUUGUGUCCUUUUGAUGAACCAGUCGAUUUUUUCGAGUUUCUUCCUGGUGUAAUGCUUACUGUUGGAAAUGCUAUGAAACUUUAUAAGGGUAAGAAAAACCAGGAGAUGGAAACCAGUUAUAUGGUCGACAAUGUCAUUCGGAAAAUGCUUAAACUUGCUGAUAAAUAUAUUGGUACAUUUGGUUUAGAAUGGGCUCGCAACAAUAAAACGAAUGAUUUCACUACAACUACAGACAAAGACGUACUUGUAAUAAUGGGCGAGGAAAAAGCUACUAAUUCAACAUUUGCAACUGCAGCGGCAGAUUUAGAUUAUUACUAUAAAUUUUGGAACAUGCUUGCCUUAGGUGAAUUACCACUUGUUAUUGCCUUUGCAGCAGUUGAUGCACAGAUACAAUUUUAUUAUUAUCAUGUAGUUGAAUCAUCAACAACACCAAAACGUAUUGGAGAUGUUCUGUCACUUGGAACUAAAGUUAAGCGAACUUUCUUGCAAUUUGAUCUAUAA